UCGACACUAAAUGUAAACAGAACGUAAUAUUUAUUUGUUAUUUUUAAACAUAAAUGGAAGUAAGUGAUAAAAUACUUUUACCACAUCAUGAGCAGCAGUCGCUGUGCGAAACAAGACUGCCGUACAGGCAGGGAAGGAAGUUAACCGCUGUUAAGGUAUAUUCAAUAACCAAAGAAUCAAACCAUCUCCUCAUAUUUGGUGUACCGUCACUUAAUCUACGACAAGAAACAAAAGCACUAUUCAUAAAAUUUGGAAAAUUGUUGCAAUUCAAUAUAUCGACACAACACACUUCCGAACCAUUCACUGAAACAUAUCACGCUCAAUACGAGAAGACACAACCUGCAAGAAUAGCCAAGAAAAUGCUGGAUACGAAAAACUUUUACGGUGGUAUACUACAUGUUUGUUACGCACCAGAAUUCGAAACGGUUGAAGAAACUCGACAGAAGCUUAUACAACGUCAACGUGAUGUCGUUUUUAGGUUGAAAAAUCUAGAAAAAGAGAAGAAUGAACCUCCAAAGCCACAAAUGUUAAUUUCAGACAUCAUAGUAAAUGAACCAAAAAAAUUAAACAUGGGAAAUAUUAACACAAUCACCUUAGGGAAAGAAAUAAAAGAAGUUAAGAAGAAAAAAAUUAAAAAAUUUAAGUCCAAUCAUGAAGAAAUUCGUACGACAAAUAAUGAAACAAUCGUAGAAUGUGUACGUACCAACGAUGAAUCCGUUAGCAAUGUCGGUAACACAGAAAGUAUUGAAAUUGUAGACUGUACGAAUAUUGAUACAGAAGUAAUUACGAAUAUCAAUGAAAGUUUGAAUUACAACAAAUUUGGUACUGAAAUUAUAAGGAAGAUUCCAGAAAAACCUUUAAAUAAAAUACAAUUUCAUAUAAGCAAAAAGUCAUAGCAUAUAUAUGUAUAUAACAGACUGUUAUGUGCCACUGUUCGACUAAUCCAUGAUAUUUUUAAAAGACCCUGAGCUUACCACAUAAAUAUCUAUGUAUCAACAGGCAGAUAUCAAAGAUAUUUUUCAGGCUUAUUUUAUAUCUAGACUGUCAAAGCUGAGGAACCGACAAAAAAAUAGAUCCCAACAGUCGCCUAGUAAAUACACACAUACUUGUAAAGUAGUAUGACAUGGGAGUGUCAAGCGUUACACACCAAGGUAAUAAAGUUGCCUCGUUUGUUUGUAGCGAGACACUCUACUUAGAUAUAUAAAAUAAUCUAAAGAUAUUUCAUACAAUGUUUUCCUUCAUCACGGAGCAUGAGAUAAAUUUAAUAAAUACAACUAAAUCAAACGAAAAUUCAGUGACUAAUAAUAUAGAUAAAUUAAAAUUAAUGUUUGUACUAUGUGUUCGUAGACCAGUCAUAUAUAAAGAUGAGACUUAGGUACUUCUGUGUAUGCCCUAGAAGGUUCCUUGCUCAAUAAAUCAAGAUUCUUCGUCGUACGUUUGUAAUUUAAUACAAAUGUUUUAUAUACGUACUUUAACUAUCCUUGCAGAGGCCGGUUGUUAGUAAUAAAUAUUAAGAAUAGCAUA
This is a messenger RNA of Vanessa atalanta (red admiral), 1524 nucleotides long. RefSeq names its product RNA-binding protein 48. The record is from RefSeq and is a predicted model, not a curated record. The coding region runs from base 54 to 896 and encodes 280 amino acids. NCBI's taxonomy places the organism in Eukaryota, Metazoa, Arthropoda, Insecta, Lepidoptera, Nymphalidae. Gene Ontology annotation, cellular component: nucleoplasm. The transcript is spliced from 2 exons. Gene Ontology annotation, molecular function: nucleic acid binding.